Messenger RNA from Monascus purpureus, 333 nucleotides. Lineage: Eukaryota; Fungi; Ascomycota; Eurotiomycetes; Eurotiales; Aspergillaceae. The record is from the annotation of a GenBank genome assembly.
AUGUUGCCUGUGAGCGUGGACCGACCAGCCAAGGCGAGCUCUGAAAUCAUACUGACGCUGGCUCUUUUUUUCGCUGCUGGUGUUGUCUGUCGCCUUUUCCCAGCUUCCCCACCGGCAGCCGGUGAGUUUGCCUCGCUGGAAAUGCCUAUGACACAACCUGCCCACUUUGGUGCCUCCCUUGGCGCUGGUGCCCCUCUCUGCCUCCGUCUGCUCGAGAACCUCGACGAAGCCCAGAGCAUUAAUAAAUAUCACUUCCCCUCCUUCCCACCUGCUUCUCUUCUUCCUCUCUCUCUCCCUCCCCUUUCCAGUGAAUCAUCGGAACUUGUUUUCUGA